CCUCCCCCUUUCAGAACACUCAAUGUCGGAACGUUCCGAAGAUGACGUCGGAGCGUUCUCGAAUCCCGUGUCUCUCGGCUGCUGCUGCCGAAGGAACAGGGAAAAAGCAACAAGAAGGAAGAGCAAUGGCGACACUGGAUCGCAAAGUGCCCAGUCCGGAGGCGUUUCUGGGCAAACCCUGGUCCUCCUGGAUCGACGCCGCCAAAUUACACUGCUCCGACAAUGUAGAUUUAGAAGAGGCUGGAAAAGAGGGUGGAAAAAGCAGGGAGGUUAUGAGGCUUAAUAAAGAAGAUAUGCACUUAUUUGGCCAUUACCCAGCACAUGACGACUUCUAUCUCGUAGUGUGCAGUGCCUGUAACCAGGUCGUCAAGCCACAGGUUUUCCAGUCGCACUGCGAGAGAAGACACGGUUCAAUGUGUAGACCUUCUCCCUCUCCAGUGUCUCCAGCCUCCAAUCCCAGGACAUCACUAGUACAGGUGAAAACAAAAGCCUGUCUCAGCGGCCAUCACUCUGCCAGCAGCACCUCAAAGCCAUUCAAAACGCCCAAAGACAAUCUACUUACCUCCAGCAGCAAACAGCACACAGUCUUUCCUGCGAAAGGAUCAAGGGAUAAACCAUGUGUUCCAGUUCCUGUAGUCAGUUUAGAGAAAAUUCCUAACCUAGUGAAGGCAGAUGGUGCCAAUGUCAAAAUGAACUCCACAACCACUACUGCAGUUUCUGCCUCCUCCACCUCGUCCUCUGCCGUCUCCACCCCUCCUUUAAUUAAGCCUGUCCUGAUGUCCAAGUCAGUGCCACCUUCACCAGAGAAGAUCUUAAAUGGCAAAGGAAUUCUGCCAACCACCAUAGACAAGAAACACCAAAAUGGCACCAAAAACAGCAACAAGCCUUACAGGAGACUUUCAGAGAGAGAAUUUGACCCAAAUAAACACUGUGGAGUAUUGGAUCCCGAGACAAAGAAACCUUGCACAAGAUCCCUCACCUGCAAGACACAUUCGCUAAGCCAUCGGAGGGCAGUCCCAGGCCGGAAAAAGCAAUUUGACCUCCUCCUGGCAGAACACAAAGCAAAGUCCCGGGAAAAAGAAGUUAAAGAUAAAGAGCAUCUCCUGACUUCCACGAGGGAAAUACUUCCAAGCCAAUCCGGGCCGGCACAGGAUUCUCUGCUAGGGUCUUCAGGGAGCUCUGGGCCAGAACCAAAAGUUGCAUCCCCUGCAAAAUCCAGACCACCCAACUCUGUACUUCCUAGACCAUCAUCUGCAAAUAGCAUAAGCAGCAGCACAUCUUCAAAUCAUAGCGGCCACACUCCAGAGCCCCCACUCCCACCGGUUGGAGGUGACCUCGCCAGCCGACUGUCCAGUGAUGAAGGGGAGAUGGACGGAGCCGACGAAUCCGAGAAGCUAGACUGUCAGUUCUCCACGCACCACCCCAGACCUCUGGCGUUUUGCUCAUUUGGGAGUCGCCUCAUGGGACGAGGGUACUAUGUGUUUGAUAGAAGAUGGGAUCGUUUUCGAUUCGCACUAAACUCCAUGGUAGAAAAACACCUGAAUUCACAGAUGUGGAAGAAGAUCCCUCCUGCGGCAGAUAGCCCCCUGCCCUCGCCAGCAGCCCACAUCACCACCCCCGUUCCAGCAUCCGUUUUGCAGCCUUUCAGCAACCCCAGUGCUGUGUAUCUUCCUUCAGCUCCCAUCAGCUCGAGGCUCACCUCUUCUUACAUAAUGACAUCAGCCAUGCUCUCAAACGCAGCUUUCGUGACAUCGCCGGACCCGAGCGCCCUCAUGUCCCACACCACAGCUUUCCCUCAUGUGGCCGCAACCCUCAGCAUCAUGGACUCAACCUUCAAGGCCCCAUCCGCCGUGUCCCCGAUACCAGCCGUCAUCCCUUCCCCAUCCCACAAGCCAUCCAAAACCAAAACCAGCAAAUCCUCAAAAGUCAAAGACCUGUCCACCCGUAGCGACGAGUCUCCAAGUAACAAAAAAAGGAAGCCACAGUCUUCGACUUCCUCCUCCUCCUCCUCCUCCUCCUCUUCCUUGCAGACAUCCCUCUCGUCUCCACUGUCAGGGCCUCACAAAAAGAACUGUGUUUUGAAUGCCAGUUCUGCUUUGAACUCCUAUCAGGCGGCCCCUCCCUAUAACAGCCUGUCUGUGCACAACUCAAACAAUGGGGUGAGCCCACUCAGUGCCAAACUGGAGCCCUCAGGACGGACCUCGCUGCCCGGCGGCCCCGCGGACAUAGUGAGACAGGUGGGCGCGGUGGGAGGCAGCAGUGACUCCUGUCCCCUCUCUGUGCCCUCCCUUGCGCUCCACGCAGGGGACCUCUCUCUGGCCUCACACAAUGCUGUGUCUUCUCUGCCCCUCUCUUUUGACAAAUCAGAAGGAAAAAAGCGUAAGAACUCGAGUUCUAGUAGCAAAGCCUGUAAAAUCACUAAAAUGCCUGGUAUGAAUAGCGUUCACAAAAAGAACCCGCCCAGCCUUCUCGCACCGGUGCCCGAUCCCGUUAACAGCACCUCCUCUCGGCAGGUUGGGAAAAAUAGCAGCCUAGCUUUGUCACAAUCCAGUCCUUCAAGUAUAUCCAGCCCAGGACACAGCCGACAGAAGAACACAAACAGAACGGGCAGGAUAAGGACUCUUCCAUAACAAGACUAUGAAGCCACUUCCACAUCAAUUCCAGGCCACCUAAUCCCAUCCGAGGAGGCCAUGGGGAGGAGGAGGGAGGGGAGUGGGCUGGGGGGAGAGUCUGUUUUCUGUGCACUCCCUGUGACUCUGGCCUUUCUUCUUCUUUUUUUAAUUGACCAAUUUUUAGUUAAAAAGGCAAAAGAAGGUGAAUUUGAGAUUUACAGAAAACAGUUCCAGUGUUUGGUUUCCGCUGUCUUUCCUUUCAUUUGCCAUGUUUUUACAUUCUUCCAAAUUUGGGGUCACUCCCCUAGCUCCUGAUGCUGCUACUGUACCAUCCUUUUGCUCCAGCCAUGAGAGCAGACAUUGCAGAAUGUUGGUUCCAGGUUGGCAUGCUCUGAAGCUCUUGAACUGUAGCACAGGCAGAGCCCUUUUUCUUCCUGUCAUCUCCACCCGAUUCCUUCCAUCCCUACGUCUACCACUCUCUGGGUCCUCACUGGUCUUCAAAGGACCUGGCUCUCAUAGGAUCCCCUCAGGAUUGUGUGCAGGGAGAGGGGGCUUUGCUGGGGAGGAGCUGGGAGUGGAGAGUUGGAGGGUGGGUGGGGUUCCCUCAUCCAGUUUCCACAGCCCACCAUGGCUGGAGCCAAAUGCUAGAAGCGAGAUUGAGAACAGUGGCCGUUUAGUGAUGUGGUUUACCUAAUACCACUGUCCAGCUGUGCAGCUCAGAAAGGAUAAACCAGUCAGGGACAGGGGCCAGAACAGGUUUGGGAAGGUGGCAGCAAGCAGAGCAUGGUGGGUAGGAGAUGAUCCCUAAAAAAACUGGAGACUGUGGUGGUCUGAGCUGGUCAGGAAUCUGCAGAAUCCCUUCCAGGAAUCAGUGUGCCAGUGCCCACAGCAGGGUGAGCUAGGAGGGAGAAAUCCCAGGAAAAAGGUCGUGAGAACCCAGAAAGCCACUCCAUGAGGAGGCACGGUGACCACAGCUGCUAAAGGUUCUUAGGCUGCCUUCCUGGGCUAGGAAGAGCCCCCCAGGGAGAGCUUCCACAAAAGGGUAUGUGUCAAACCUUUUGUCAGAAUAAAUAAUAGCAUUUCCCACCCACCCCCAUGCCCUGGGCCACAGGGACUUGGUGGGAUCAGCACACCCAUGGAUCAGCUUUUGCUGUCUUAGAGACAGCCAUCCCCAUGAAGGAAUGGUAAGGACAGCCACUGCUCAGUGAAGAACAGCCAUUUGGAAGAGCCACGCUGGAGCCCUGCAGCCAUAGAACUAUUCACACUGGAGUUUUAAAAGAAACAGCAAUACCAUAAGCUCUAGUAGGGAAUCAUAAUCAGGAAAGGAAUUCACAACAUAAAAUAGGUGUUCUGUGCUAUUAAUCAUGUAACUUUGUAUAUGAUGUAUAGCAAAGAUACUGGGAGGUUUUGUUUCAUCCUUAAAUCAGAAAUGAAUGCUAGUUUCAUAGCUGGGCAGAACCCUCAUCCCCACCCCAAAGUUUUCCUUUUCUUUCCCGUUCCCCCAACCCAAAGAUCAGACUACUGUUAAGUUUCACCACACAAUUGGAAUUGCAAAGACGGGAGGCAAAUGGAGUGAUUUUCAUCAAUGGAAUUGCACUGACAGUGAGUGUUUCUUAUAGGAUUACUAAAUUUUUUAAUAUAAAAUGAUUUGUUUAAAAAUCAGGAGUUGAUAUUAAGUACCAGGACAUUAGUUCGGAUGAUUUCAUUUUUAUUUCUACAGUGUUAAAAGUGCACUUAUAUGCUGGUUUAUUUACGUCUUGGGAAAAGAGACUGCAAAUUGAAGGGAUGAUUGUUACUUUUUCUUUUUUUAAAAAAAAAAGGUUAAGGAGAUUUUAAGACUUAUAAAUGUUUAAGAAAUUAUAAACAAGGUUAGACCCUUUGAAAAAAAGUUUAGAAGAUAUUCUUAAAGUAAAUUUUUAUAGUGUUAAUUUUGUAAUAAUUUAUGUUUUACUAUAUUACAGAGCUAACUGACCAGAAUAGUUUCAGAAACAAUAUGAAACUUAGGAAAGUUUAAGCAAUGUUUAUAUUUUUAAAAUGUUCUUUGAAUUAUGUUUUUAUUGUACAUUUCUUCAGACUGAAAAGUAUGUACAUAUCUUUGUUAUUUUUGCACAAUUUUGUCUUGUUCGGUUUCAGAGGUCUGUUGUUUUUUAUAAUUUAUUUUGAGUUGUAAAACUUGCAGGAGUAAAAACAAAAAACAAAAUCUCCACAACAAAAUAACCCUCUGAUUUAUAAACUCUUAUAGUCAAAGAGGGAAAACAAAGGUUGAGAGAUUAAGUGGCUGCUUCUGAGAAAUAAUGUCUCAAGGACUAAAGGAGCAAUUCAAUAGGUUUAGACAUUGUAGCUCUCUACAUCUUGAAUUGGAAGCUGGAAUAAAGAGCCCCCACCCCCCCCCCCACCCUCAUCGAAUGCUGCUUACUUUGUCAAAAGACUGGCUAUGACCAAGGUGAGGAUAUUUCUGGAAAACUGGGCAAAAAGGGAAAGCCCACAGUAUUCUUCCUUGGCAGUCAACCACAGGUUUACUUUACAAUGAUGUAUUAAAAACUUGCAGCUUGAAAAAUGGAAUGCAAAUAAAAGGUUCUCUUUGGGUUUGUCUUAAUGGAGUUAAACUGGAGCAGCCUAUAAAACAUUUUUAGGGUGAUGUCCUCUGGGUCCUUCUGUUCUGCACACCCACUCAGUCUUCUCUCCCAGCCCCUUGACUGCACACACCCCUCUUUGCCUGAAGAUCUCCUGACUUGUCGCCAGCCAUAGAGGCUCGAAAGCUCUGGUUGUGAAGCAUAACGCAAUGCAUAGACCUGUCAGCCAUAAAAAAAAAAAAAAAAAAAAAAAAGCGACUUGGAUAACUUGUAUGCCUUCUUUUGUAUCAAUGUACCAAUUGUAAAUAAUGCUGAUCAACCUUUGUAGAGAAUAGUUUAUACAGCAUAUUCUAUUAUUGCUGAUUCUCAGUGAACUCUUGUUUUAAAAAAGGAAAAAAAGAAAUUUUCUAUUUACACCUUAUAUUUUGUUAUGCUGUCGGCCCAUGGCACUUUAACAAAACUCUGUGGGUUUUACGUAGCUGGUCAGUCAUGGGGUAUAUUAAAUAACUGUUGUUGCACAGACAA
Messenger RNA from Homo sapiens (human), 5710 nucleotides. RefSeq names its product ataxin 7 like 1 (gene ATXN7L1). NCBI's taxonomy places the organism in Eukaryota, Metazoa, Chordata, Mammalia, Primates, Hominidae. The coding region runs from base 42 to 2630 and encodes 862 amino acids. The transcript is spliced from 12 exons. The record is from RefSeq and is marked validated.